Molecule: messenger RNA, 1584 nt
Organism: Ruditapes philippinarum (Manila clam)
Lineage: Eukaryota; Metazoa; Mollusca; Bivalvia; Venerida; Veneridae
Exons: 5
Coding region: 1-1551 (516 amino acids)
Source: RefSeq, a predicted model, not a curated record
AUGUGGCGGUUUCUUGACGGUGUUAGCCAACCGAAAAAGAAAAAGCUAUCAGCCGAUGACAAAAGAAAGUACUUCAAUGAAUAUGAGAAAAAUAAACGUUCAAGAUCGUUCCUACUGGACUGGAAAAAGGAAAGACCGUGGCUUGAAAAUACCGAGAACGGAAUGAAAUGCAGCUAUUGUAACGAAUAUGAAAGCAAACGUCAAUCUUUGUUCGUUCAAGGUUGUAAAAGUUAUAAAAUUGAAACAAUCAAAUUACAUGAACAGUCCAAAUCCCAUCUUAAGUGUCAGGCUUGUUAUCAUGCAAAAUGUGUGCCUGCAAGUAUGUCGGAAGCUGGGAAAUUAGUGCAAAAGUUAAAUGAUGAAAAUUUCAAGAAAAUGGCCAUUUUAUUUAGGACAGCGCACGCCCUUGCUAUACAUAACCGUCCGUUUACUGACUUUAUAUGGAUGUGUGAGCUUGACUCUGUAAAAAAUGUUAAUGUCGGUGAAACUUACAGAAAUGAAGCAGCAGCUAAAACUUUCAUAAACUAUAUUGCUAAAAAUGAAAUUACAAAAGUGUCAUCACGCAUAAGUACAUCAAAAUUUCUCUGUAUUAUUGGAGAUGGGAGCACAGAUGCCUCUGUUAAAGAGCAAGAAAUGUGGUUUGUCAGAUAUUGUAGAGAAGGCAUCAUAUCUACUGACUUUAUAGGUGUUGAUAGCUAUGAUGACAAGGGCUUAUUGCUACCAAGCAGGGUUGGAGGUACAAGGUGGAUUGGGCAUACUGCAUUGGCUUUACAAAAUAUCACAGUAUCCUAUAAAUAUAUAAUUAGCCAUCUUGGACAGUUAACAGAACCAUCUGAACGUGUGUCAACAGAUUCACGGGCCAAAGCCUAUGCUUUUUUGAAACUUCUUCAGACAAAGAGCAUUGUACAUUUCAUCUAUUUUUUGAUAGAUGUUCUAAGUGUCUUUAAAACAUUGUCACUAGGUGUCCAAAACAACCAGUGCUUGAUCUCCCAACAACACUCGACUAUAGAAUCAAUGUUGGAAGUUCUUAGAGGAUACAAAACUAGAUUUUGGAACAGAAGACUUGCUAACUUUAAUCAGUCAUUUCGUACUUUAUUUGAAAAAGCUGGGUUAUACUGUGAUGAGAUUGAGAUGGAGUGGAUCAUGUUGAAGAAGGCUAUUUGUGAAAACACAGCCAAGUUUGAAUCACGGACACAAGUAAAUGAAAUAUAUGGACACCAGUAUCGGAAUAUAUUAGAUGUAAUGGAUCUUACUUUAACUAUGAGCCCAAGUAGUGCUGAAGCUGAAAGGGGAUUUUCAUUGAUGAAAGUUCCAAAAACAAAAAUCCGAUCAACAUUGAGUCAGGGUAGUUUAAAUGACCUAUUAAUUACCAAGUUACAUGCUCCUAAAAUUGGAGAUUUUAAUCCUAGUGAGGCUGUUUAUCUAUGGAACAGUGAGGGAAACCGCACUAAAAGAGUGAACUUUAAAGACAUGUCAGCAAGUAAAAGAAACCAACUGUGUUUACUCAAACACCAGAUGUUGUUGUUCCACAAGAGACUGAGAGCAUUGUAAUGUCUAAGCCAAUUCCUGUUUCAAAAGACUUGG